UUUUAAAUAUUAAUUUAAAAUUUCUUGAACAUGUAUUGAUUCGUUGUCCUGUUUAGUUGACCUUUUGAUUUCUGCAAGAAUAAGAAUGGGUUUGGUUUAUAUUUUUAAUCUUUUUGAUUCUCGGUCACCACAUGGCCUUUGAUUUUGGUGAGGGUUUUGUUUUUGUUUAAUUUUGAGGCUUCUUUUUAAUAAUAUAAUAUGUUUUAUUUUUUUAUUUUUUUUUCAAAAUGGUUUCACACAUUCAUCAUAUAAUGAAGCCUAUGAGUUUUUUAAGUUUUCUUUUAGAAAAUAAAUAUAUAUAGUUUAUGCAGCUAUGACUUCCACCUACCUUUGUCUUUAGAGAGAGAGAGAGGUACAUUGUGCUUGAUGAUUCCUUCACUCUGUGAUCAAAGAUGGCCGUUGUUCUUGAUGCCUUCAUCUCCGGGCUGGUCGGUACGUUGAAGGACAUGGCUAAAGAGGAGGUUGACUUGCUGUUGGGCGUCCCCGGGGAGAUCCAAAAGCUCCAACGCUCUCUCCGCAACAUCCACUCUGUCCUUCGCGACGCCGAGAAGCAGCGGAUCGAGAACGAGGGCGUCAACGACUGGCUGAUGGAGCUCAAGGAUGUCAUGUACGACGCCGACGACGUCCUCGACGAGUGCCGGAUGGAGGCCGAGAAGUGGACUCCUCGUGAGUCCGCUCCGAAGCCGUCCACCUUGUGCGGAUUUCCCAUCUGUGCUUGCUUUCGCGAGGUCAAGUUCAGACAUGAGGUGGGCGUCAAAAUCAAGGAUCUCAACGAUCGGCUGGAAGAGAUCUCGGCCCGAAGGUCCAAGUUGCAACUCCAUGUGUCUGCGGCGGAACCAAGGGUGGUUCCUCGAGUUAGUCGCAUAACUUCCCCGGUGAUGGAGUCUGACAUGGUUGGCCAGCGACUGGAGGAGGACGCCGAGGCACUGGUGGAACAGCUGACAAAGCAAGAUCCGAGUAAGAACGUGGUGGUGCUGGCAACUGUGGGGAUCGGCGGCAUCGGAAAGACCACCCUCGCUCAGAAGGUGUUCAAUGAUGGUAAAAUCAAAGCCAGCUUCCGCACCACCAUCUGGGUGUGCGUGUCCCAAGAGUUCAGCGAGACGGAUCUUCUCGGAAACAUCAUCGAAGGUGCUGGUGGAAAAUAUAAUAGAGAACAGAGCAGGAGUCUGCUGGAGCCCUUGGUGGCGGGUCUACUGAGAGGGAACAAGUUCUUGCUGGUGUUGGAUGAUGUUUGGGAUGCUCAGAUCUGGGACGACUUGCUCCGCAAUCCUUUGCAGGGAGGAGCAGCAGGCAGCAGGGUGCUGGUGACAACCAGAAACGCAGGGAUCGCGAGGCAAAUGAAGGCGGCCCACGUCCACGAGAUGAAGCUGCUGCCUCCGGAGGAUGGCUGGUCCCUCCUGUGCAAGAAGGCGACGAUGAAUGCGGAGGAGGAAAGGGAUGCCCAAGAUCUCAAGGACACAGGCAUGAAGAUUGUUGAGAAAUGCGGAGGGCUUCCCCUGGCCAUCAAGACCAUCGGAGGGGUCCUCUGCUCCAGAGGACUCAACAGAAGUGCGUGGGAGGAAGUCCUCCGCAGCGCCGCAUGGUCACGGACCGGGCUUCCCGAAGGUGUGCACCGAGCACUGAAUCUGAGCUACCAAGACUUGCCGUCCCAUCUGAAGCAAUGCUUUCUCUACUGUGCCUUGUUCAAAGAAGACUAUGUGUUUGCCAGGUCUGACAUCAUCAAAUUAUGGAUAGCCGAGGGGUUUGUCGAAGCACGAGGAGAUGUCAGCUUGGAGGAAACAGGGGAGCAAUAUCAUAGAGAGCUGCUUCAUAGGAACCUUUUACAAUGGCAACGUUACAGUCAGGACGACUACUAUGAGUAUUUCAAGAUGCAUGAUCUGCUGCGAUCGCUCGGCCAUUUCCUAUCGAGAGAUGAGAUCUUGUUCAUUAGUGACGUGCAAAACGAGCGGAGAAGUGGUGCCAUCCCGAUGAAGCUGCGUCGGUUGUCGAUUGUGGCCACUGAAACCACGGACAUCCAGCGUAUCGUCAGUUUGAUCGAGCAACAUGAGUCCGUGAGGACAUUGUUAGCGGAGGGAACACGUGGCUAUGCGAAGGAUAUAGAUGAUUACAUGAAGAACUUUGUGCGACUUAGAGUCCUGCAUCUUAUGCACACAAAAAUCGAGAUUCUACCGCACUACAUUGGAAAUUUGAUCCACUUGAGAUACUUGAAUGUGUCUUAUACCGAUAUAACGGAGCUUCCAGAAAGCAUAUGCAAUCUGACGAAUUUACAGUUUUUGAUCCUUUUUCGAUGUAGACAGUUGACACAUAUCCCACAGGGUAUAGUUAGGCUAGUCAAUCUAAGAACACUCGAUUGUCAACUUACAGGCCUGGAGAGCUUACCAUGUGGAAUAGGAAGGUUGAAGCUCCUCAAUGAACUCGUAGGUUUCGUGGUGAACACGGCUACUGGUUCGUGCCCAUUGGAAGAAUUAGGCAGCCUCCAUGAGCUCAGAUACCUCUCCGUUGACAGGUUGGAGAGGGCGUGGCUGGAAGUUGAACCGGGAAGAGAUACGAGCCUCUUUAAGGGUAAACAAAAACUGAAACAUCUACAUUUACAUUGCUCAUAUACAUCCGAUGAUCACACGGAGGAAGAGAUUGAAAGAUUCGAGAAGUUGUUGGAUGUGGCACUUCAUCCACCAUCAUCUGUUGUUUCGCUCAGGUUACAGAUUUUUUUCCUUCUCCGGUUCCCCAGCUGGAUGGCGUCUGCAAGCAUCAGUUCGCUUCUUCCAAACAUAAGACGCUUGGAACUACUUGACUGCUAUCAUUGGCCACUGCUUCCACCGCUUGGGAAGCUCCCUAACUUGGAGUUCCUUGAAAUAGGAGGUGCACUUGCGGUGGCCACCAUCGGACCGGAAUUUUUUGGGUGUGAAGCUGCUGCUACCGGUCAUGAUCGGGAACGGAAUUUAAAGCGCCCUUCUUCUUCUUCUUCUUCUUCUUCUUCUUCUACUUCUCCUCCUUCGUUGUUUCCGAAACUAAGGCAGCUGGAACUCUGGAAUAUGACUAACAUGGAAGUGUGGGAUUGGGUAGCGGAAGGUUUUGCUAUGCGUCGCCUCGACAAAUUGGUCCUCGUAAAUUGCCCAAAGUUGAAGUCUCUACCGGAAGGCCUGAUCCGACAGGCAACCUGCUUAACCACAUUGGAUCUGACCGAUGUGUGUGCUCUCAAGUCCAUCGGAGGUUUCCCUUCUGUAAAAGAACUGAGUAUAAGUGGUGACUCAGAUCUGGAGAUUGUUGCUGAUCUCCCUGCACUGGAGCUCUUGAAGUUGGGCGGGUUAUUCCUUCCAUACAAUCAUUUACCAGAGUGGUUGGCGGCUUGCCCUGGAUGCUUCACCACGCUCCAGAGACUGGACGUAUGGGGAACCACCCAACUCCUCCGCAGAUGCCUCCAAAAUGGCGCAGACUGGCCCAUGAUCAAACACUUUCCAAAUUUUUCCAUCAAAGAUGACCGAGGCAAUUAUAUAAACUACAUCAAGCUUUCCGGCACCUUCGAGACAAACCUAGUCGACGAUAAUGCUGCUUUUGCUGCAGCUGCUGAAGACGAAGAAGAAGUAAAAAGACAUCAAUGAGCUUUGAGGUAACUUAACUAUCAUGCUCAUGUCUCGACCAUCUAACGUCUUCUGGUUUUGGAGUGGCAACUCACAAUCAUCUUUUCCUGCUUAUGGCACGGAGAUCGACAUCAAUCACGAUGUAAUUGGCAGUCAUGUCUAAUGAUGAAUUGAGAGGUGGUUAAAGCUUAACUUUGAAUGUUUGACAAGCUGUCACAUGGCAAUGAGCCUUUGAAAAGCUUCGCUCAAAGGAAUAGACCCCUUCAUGGAUCCAUAGCAAGUGUUCACCUAUAUAGUAUCUGUAAAUGUUUGUCAGAAGUCAUGGCUGAGUUCACAGCAAGGUUUCCCUGAAUCAAGACAAGACACAGAGGCCUGUGUUGGUCUGCUACAAAGAUAGAUACAGCUUGUGAAGUGUGAGCUUUUCUUGGUGACAAAGUAGGCAUUUGGACCAACCAUGUGAUGACGACAAUGCUUGCUUGGCAUUUUGCAGGCAUUUCAUUGCCAGUUGCUGUAGGCGGAUCACACACUGUGCUACAUGAACAGAGAUCAGCAAAAGAAAAGAAAGCAGUGUGAAGUAGCUUGUUGCUGUAGAUGGGAUCACAUAUUGUGCUGUAAGAACAGGGAUGAGGGAUAUAAAAAAAGGCCAUAUCAGAAAACAGUGAAGUGCUCAGGCCUAUGAUCACUGCAAUCUCUGCAGAUUGCUGAACAUUUGGGCCAUUCAAAGAAGAAAAAGAAAAGAGCCCUUUUUUUCUUCCAUGAUGUAAAGUGAGUUAUCGACUGUAAAAGAAUGCAGGAAAAGUGAAGUAUCAGAACUUUUGCGGGUGGUUGAUCCAUGAAUGCAAAUUGCAACACCUCUUGGGUUCAGAAUUCAGAUUACAUGAGAAAAGUAAUGGCUAAAUCAUUGGUACCAUGAAAUGAUCUUGGAUCCUGAGAGUUGGUGAAGAUAUUUGGAGGAACAGAAAAAGUCCAAAAAUCAUUUUUUUAUAUA
Messenger RNA from Musa acuminata AAA Group (dessert banana), 4566 nucleotides. Its product is annotated as putative disease resistance protein RGA3. The transcript is spliced from 2 exons. Gene Ontology annotation, molecular function: ADP binding. The record is from RefSeq and is a predicted model, not a curated record. Lineage: Eukaryota; Viridiplantae; Streptophyta; Magnoliopsida; Zingiberales; Musaceae. Bases 393 to 3599 code for a protein of 1068 amino acids. Gene Ontology annotation, biological process: defense response to other organism.